UCAAUUGAACGGCGCGAUUUUUGGCACAGUUGCUCGGCUAAAUCGAAGUAGAUCGUUUUGCAGAGCGCCCAGCGGCAGCUUCAAAGGUUUACAACAACAACAACAACAACAACAGUUGGAAAAUGAUGCCAAUAAAACCAACUGUGAGCACCGAACAAGUGGAUGCCAAGCUAAGGGAACUGAUAAAUUGGUUCGAAAACGAAUCAAGUUUGCCCGAAAAAAUAGAGCCGAUUGUAAUGCUACGUUUCCUGAAGUGUAUGGACUACGAGAUAGACUCCACCAAAGCCCUGGUUCAGCUCAACUAUAAUCUGCGCAAUAAGAAUCCAAAUCUAUUUAUAGAUCGCAACAUGGAUAACGAGAUGACGGCCAAGUGUCUGAGUGUCUCGGAUCUGCUCAUACUGCCAGGCGUUACGCCCGAGCGCCACAAGCUCAUACUGUUUCGCAUGACCGACUUUGAUCCACGAACGCGCAACUCUGUGGAGGAGACGAAAAUCUUUUUUAUGAUGGCCGAUGCGCGCUUUACCGAACCGGAUGUCGAAAGACCCGCAGCUGAGCGCGUCGAGCAUCGGGGCUUUGGCAUUAGCGAUGCAGAUCUGGCGGACGGCGACGUGCAGAUCGUUGACAUGACUGGCUAUACGAUGCGGCACAUAGCCUACGUGUCGGUCUUUGUGCUGCGCGUCUACAUGAAAUUCCUGCAGGAGGCAUAUCCAUCGCGGCUGCGCGCGAUGCACAUCAUCAAUUGCCCCUCGAUUCUGGACAGGAUGAUGUCGCUGUUCAAGCCUUUCAUACGCGAGGACGUCUACCAAAUGAUCAACUACCACACCGAAGGCAUGGACAGCUUCUACGAGUUGGUUCCGAAGGAUAUGCUACCCGUGGAGUACGGCGGCAAAGCCGGUACAGUUGCCGAAAUCAAGCAGAAAUGGAUGCAGGCCAUGCGCGAAAAAACAGCCUAUCUGAGCGAUGAGAAGUAUUGGAGGGUGACGUCGGAGACGAAGAGCCGCUGGGCCUGGUUCUAGUAACGCCAAAUGGAGCUAAGCGCAAAUGUGAUUAAUAUGUUAAAGAUUUUCGGGUGUAAUAGCAUAAACUAAGUUUGUUUUUUACUUUUAUUUUUCUGUUUGUUUUUUGUUUUUUUUUUUUUUUUUUAAUGCCAGCCUCACGCAGAGGCAUUGAAUUUGAUGUUGAAAAUAUUACAAUGCUU
Messenger RNA from Drosophila hydei, 1198 nucleotides. Its product is annotated as alpha-tocopherol transfer protein. The record is from RefSeq and is a predicted model, not a curated record. The coding region runs from base 123 to 1016 and encodes 297 amino acids. The transcript is spliced from 6 exons. Gene Ontology annotation, molecular function: phosphatidylinositol bisphosphate binding. Lineage: Eukaryota; Metazoa; Arthropoda; Insecta; Diptera; Drosophilidae. Gene Ontology annotation, cellular component: membrane.